Molecule: messenger RNA, 783 nt
Organism: Acanthosepion pharaonis
Lineage: Eukaryota; Metazoa; Mollusca; Cephalopoda; Sepiida; Sepiidae
Source: the annotation of a GenBank genome assembly
AUGCCACAGAACGAACACAUUGAACUCCACAGGAAGCGGCAUGGACGUCGUUUGGAUUAUGAAGAAAAGAAGAGAAAGAAGGAAGGCCGUUUGCCUCAUGUCAUGUCAGACAAAGCCCAGAAACUCCGUGGAUUGAAGGCUAAACUUUAUCACAAGAAGCGACAUGCUGAAAAAGUGCAGAUGAAGAAAACAAUUAAGAUGCAUGAGCAAAAGAAGACCAAACAAAAGAAUGAUGAUGUUGUGCCUGAGGGAGCCGUCCCAGCCUACUUGUUGGACAGAGAAGGACAAAGUCGAGCUAAAGUGUUGUCCAACAUGAUCAAACAGAAGAGAAAAGAGAAAGCUGGCAAAUGGAAUGUUCCUCUUCCAAAAGUGAAAGGUGUGAGUGAAACGGAAGUGUUCAAAGUAGUCAAAUCUGGCAAAAGACAAAAGAAAGCUUGGAAGCGAAUGGUUACCAAAGUUACAUUUGUUGGUGAUGGGUUUACCCGGAAACCUCCUAAGUAUGAAAGAUUUAUCCGACCUAUGGCUCUCCGUUUCAAAAAAGCGCAUGUCACUCAUCCAGAAUUGCGAGCCACAUUCAAUUUACCCAUAAUUAGUGUCAAAAAGAACCCCAGCUCCCCAUUUUACACAUCGCUUGGCGUCGUCACAAAAGGAACAAUCAUUGAAGUAAAUGUCAGUGAGCUUGGUUUAGUAACACAAGGUGGAAAAGUAAUUUGGGGUAAAUAUGCUCAAGUAACAAAUAAUCCAGAGAAUGAUGGCUGUAUCAAUGCUGUUCUGUUGGUAUAA